This is a messenger RNA of Chara braunii, 1772 nucleotides long. The record is from the annotation of a GenBank genome assembly. NCBI's taxonomy places the organism in Eukaryota, Viridiplantae, Streptophyta, Charophyceae, Charales, Characeae.
UUUGAGACGCUGAUUUCCAUCCCCCUCUCCAUUUCAGCAUCUUCUUCUCCAUGUCUCUCUCUCUUCGCUUGUCUGCCCUGCGACGAGGCUAUGGCAGAAUUGAUUGGCCUGUCUCUCGCAUCGUACCGAUGCAAUCAGACAUUCACUAACGGACCCGUCAUCUCUAGGGGCCUCGCUGCACUACUCUCGAAAUGUGCAAAACGAGAGUGAAUCUUCCCGUAGAAUAUGGAAAGAUACCCCGGCAAUAUUUUUGUCUUUUGUGCAUGUGAGAGGAGUGCAGCGAGGCCCUAGGUCGCACGCGGAGCAGACUGUUGAAGCUAAGGAAUUUGCUGUGCUGUUGAUCGGCUUUCUGACCCAUCUGAGCUCUCUCUCCGUCCACCAUCGUCCUUGGCAGCUAAGCCUUGAUCUAAGCCCGCCCGUGGCUUUCUUACCCAUCUGAGCUCUCUCUCCGUCCAAGGACGAUGGUGGAUUACCACGAGGAGAAUCUGCUUGCCAACGAGCAGUCCGUAGUGUGCAUUUCGCCGCACGCUUCGGACAGGCUGCGCGUUUAUAAUCUAACGGAGGCCGGGAUCGAACGGUUGACCUCUGCUGUCAAUGCCAGCUGGAGGGCUGGGAUUCAAUCGGUCCGCAAUUGGAAUGUGGAAAAAGUGUACGAGUUCCAGCUUCGGGGCAGGCCUUGGCUGGGGAGUGGUGGAGACGCGAUUUCCGCGCGAAGGCUGGUGGUUGGCGUCUUCCGGUGCAUGCUAGAGAUGGGCUAUGGAUUGGCCCUGAGCGCGAUAACGAGCAGGAAGCCAGAUAGCAAAGAUGCGUGGGUGUUUCUCCGGCGGACUACGAAGACGAAGUGGCAGUGCUCAAACCCUCACGACGUCUUCGCCAUCUCGUUCAACUUGUGGGACACUGUGCGCGUCAUCGAUGCCGGCGAGGAGGGGAGCGGAUUGGUGCGGGAGCUGCUGGAAUGCCAUUGGGCCAAAGGAAUUCAGAAGGUUGAUGCGUACAAAGGGGUUCCGCAGAUCAAGCUGAGGGGCAACCCGUGGCAGGCAUCGUCUGGCAGCGAGUCCACGGCAAGCCGAGUACUAGUGGCGCAGUUGGUGGCGGGAUUAGCAGAGGCCGGCUACACCGUAUACGCAUCCAUAGCAUUGACUUCGCAAGACCGUGGAGACUCUGAGACCCAGGAUUACGAUCAAAUUGACUCGUGGAUAGUAAUCAAGAACCCGCCGCCUUCCUUGGUCUGAAUCAAAAAGCUUACGAGAACAACUGCGAAUUCACGAAACACGCCCUCCUCCUCCUCCUCCUCCUCCUCCUCCUCUCCUGCCCCCUCUCCGUCUUCUUCGUCUUCUCCUUCUCCUUCUUCUGCCCCUGUUGCUGCUGCGAUCUCUUCUUCUUCUUCUUCUUCUUCUUCUUCUUCUUCUUCUUCUUCUUCUUCUCUUUCUUCUUUGCAGUAUUACAACUACAAUGACGCCAACCAUUACCAUAGAUUUCAGAUGGGACUUUUCGUUCCCGCGGAUGUCCCUCUCAUCGAUAGCUUGUUCUGAAACCCCGCCCUUUUACCUUUUUUUUUUUGUUUUCUGCGCGUGUGUGUGUGUUGUCAUAUUCGCUAUACGCUCAAAUAACGCAUAACUGUGCCAGACUGUUUCGUUUUGUGUGUGUGUGUGUGUGUGUGUGUGUGUGUGUGUGUGUGUGUGUGUGUGUGUGUGUGGUCAUUCAAUACGCUCGGUAACACAAACUGAAUGAUGAAGCAAAUGGACUGUUACAGAUAAACACAGCAGGCACGG